Mytilus californianus (California mussel) is the source of this 4854-nucleotide messenger RNA. RefSeq lists its product as uncharacterized. The record is from RefSeq and is a predicted model, not a curated record. Bases 717 to 2177 code for a protein of 486 amino acids. The transcript is spliced from 7 exons. NCBI's taxonomy places the organism in Eukaryota, Metazoa, Mollusca, Bivalvia, Mytilida, Mytilidae.
UAUUGACAUAUUGUAUUUGCAAUAAACCUUAGAUUUUCCAUUUAUUAAAUGAGUAUUUAAAGAGAAUCCUUGAUAAACCCUUCUUUAAUCAGUACUGGCUCAACAAAUGAAAACUAAAAUAAAAAUGUCUUAAUCCAUAGAUUUUCUUUAUCAGAUAGUUUUUCAGAUUUGAAGAAAAUUUUGAAGUUGUCAAUAGACUAGACUAUUUUGAAGAUUGUGAAUAGGUUUUUAAUGCAGUCAUCUUUUUUAUGGGAAUGCUGAACCGUUACAAAUUUUGGCAACACUUAACCGAUGGGUAUCAUUUGUAUUCACCCUAAAUGUGACGACAUAAUACUAGUACUCAUAGAAUAAAUGGCAUUUUUGUAACUGAUGACAUUUUGUCGUAGAAAAUUGAAUAACAAAUAAUUCAAGUUUAUAAUGUGUUUAAUAUGUAUUAAUAUGUAUCAGAAUAUGUGAAUUGGAGUACCCUUUAACAUUUUCCGUACAUCACAGCAUGGGACUUACAAGAUUUUCAGGAUAUUAUUUAAAAGAUAUGUACUUCAAGCUCAAAACUAUAUUAUUACAUAAUUUAAAUUGUUUUGUUUUGUUCAAAAUGAAGGAAUAAACCGUGGCUUUAAUGUACUCAACAGCAGAUUGCAGUAAGUAAAAAAAUUAUAGAAGUUUUAUGAUUCAUAAUUUAACUUUGAAAAUGAGUGGGAUUUUUUUUAUGAACUACAAUGAAGUUUCCUCGAUUAUUGACACAAAAGCGUGAUCCUUUAGCUCGUCAGAAGAUUCGAUAUAUUUUAAACCAGCCUGUCCACAAACGUGCGAAAGUUGUACGUUUUAGUUUACCACAGAUUAAUGAUCCACAGAAAAAUAAACAGAGUCCUGAUGAUAUCAUACCCUUGCCAGAGAAAACCAGACGAUUUGAAGUAAAGAAAUUUGAAACACUUGACAAUGUACAUUAUGAGAAGAGAGAAGAAGAAACUAUACGACUAAGAUGGACAUCACGACUGGAGAAGGAAGCAGAAAACAUAUCCAAAGUUUUUAAUAGAUCAGAUACUAGUAAAGAAGAUGUUCUUAAAUUACCAAAACUUGUACAUUUGCACAAUAAAGACAGAAAUUGUCGAAAUUCCUGCAAUGUUUGUGAAGCAUCAAGGAUAAUUAGUGCAUCACCUGUAGACAAAGUUUUUCGUGAACAUAGAGAACACGGAAUAUCCUGUAAAUGUACUGUAUGUGAAACUGUCAACAAGAUCAGAGCUAUGCAAUCUCCUAGCCCAUCAGAAUCUGAGUUAGAUACUGGACGACUAUUAUCACAAAUGCAGAUCAACCAACAACUCAAUCUUCUCAGAAAUACGGGGAGUCUCACCCCAAUACAGAUGUACUCGCAUAGAAUGAUUCGUUUUAAACUAAUGCAGAACCACAGACGGCAGACUUUGCCGAUACGUUUACAGCCAACCAGUUCUUCCAGCACGCCAACAGUUCCAUAUUCAACUACAGAUAUAUUAUAUGGCAACGAGGUUCGAAACUCACCUCAGCUGGAUGAAAUUAGACAAAACAGUUUUAUUGAAUACAGCAAAGAUAAAGACCGUCUUAGUUCUAACAACCUAGUGGACUUUAAUAAUCGAAGACCGGCAAGUAAAAGUGGAACCAGAAAAUCAUUAUCUAUAGAAAAAGUGAAUUUUAAUAAAGAAAGUGAUGACAAUUUGAGACCUAUACUGCCAAGUCCAGGGAAAAACGGCAAUCAGUACCGACCUAAUGGUUUACGGAACGGUUUACUCAAGGGAGACCCCCUGUAUGGUUCAAGGGGAGUUGUAGUACCUUAUUAUGGUAGAGAGUCCGAUGAUUUAAUAGCCAUGGGGACAAUCUGGAGUCCAAAUACAGGAGCACAGAAAAACUCAGGUUCAAAUAGUGCCAAUGGAAUACAAAAUGUUACAGGCAAAAGUGUUUCCAUGGUGGCAUCUAACAGUUCAACCACAGUGGCACGCAAAAAUGUUAAACCAAUCAUGGUUCAGAAUUCUUCAUCACAUGGUCGGUCUAAUUUCAAAGAAGUUGAACCAAGAUAUACAGAUCCAGUUAUUGGUGCUCAACCCUCUUUUCAACAAAGACUAAUGGAGUUAAGUGCCCUUGAAUCAGAAACAAUUAGAUAUGAAAAAAGUAAAAAGGUGAAAAAGAAAGUUAGAGACAGAGACUCUUGAGGAUAACUUAUUGUUAAAUUAUUUCAAAUUAGUUCAUCUAUAUUAAAAGACAUAAUUUAAUAUUUAUCACGUUAACAAUCCCAGGGAUUUUUAACCAAAUAAAGACUGCUGAAUAAGCACAUCUGUGAUACAUGCGUACGUGGUGUCUGUGGCAGUGUGAAGAAGGGGAGAUUACUCCUGAUCAUAUCAAGACAAGAAUGUAUGUUGUUGGAGUUAUAUUUGAAUGAGUUCUCUAUAUAGAACUCAAGAUUUGACUUUAGUCUUUCAUAACAAAUAAAAAGACAUGUAUGCAUUGUUUAGAUAAAUCACAGAAAAAUUAUUUCAGUGUUUUAAUUUCAUGACUUGAGAUGCAUUUGCUACAAUUGAUUGAGAAUGGCAUGAGUGAAACCUAAAAUAAAUCUACAAUAUACAUGUAAUACAGUUUAAGAUUUCCUUGUAUGUCAAUUGAAAAAGUACUGAAAUUUUAAGUUUUGGCUGCUUUUUCUAUGGUUUUUUUCACCCACAGAUAUAGACCAUAUGCAAUAACCAACUAAUCAAUUCACCAAUGUGUUUUUCUGUAUGGACAACACCUCUUGUAUAGAUAUUUACUUAGUACGGACAUGCAAUUGAUAUUUCUAACAUGCAAAUAUUUGUCAAAAUUUAUUUUAAUAAAAAUUAUAUUAAAAAGACGAUACAGUUUAUACUUCAAACUGUAUCAAUUAUUUUAAUGCAAAAAUCACAUGAUUUUGUACUUAAUAAAUCCCUUAGCAGACAUGCAAAUUUAAAAUGAAUCAUUUUAAGAGUAUCUAUUUAUAUCUAAUCACUCUGCUUGUCAUCCAAAAUACAGAAAUGAUUAAUUACCAUCAACAGAACACAAUGUUAAAUCUUUUGUUAGGAUUUCCUCUAGCUUUGUUUACAUAGUACAUAAGAAAAAAAUUAAAUAAUAUAUAAAACUUUAUUUUAAAAAGAUUAUAAAUAGUCCAGUAGAUUCAUAUUACGAUAGGUUUUACAUUGAAAAACAUCACAAGUCUUCUUUUAAGAUUUGCAUUUCAGUAAUCUGAAUCAAUAUGGCUGCAAUCUGGGAACAUAAUGUUACCUAGAACAAUGAGAAAAUAAUUAUAUAAUCCUUCUAGGCCUGUUGAAAGAUUUCAGAUCUUUGUACCUGUUUUUAGACUAUAAUGCAUAGUAGACCAUGUAAUACAGGCUUCAUUGAGCCUUUUAGAUCUGAAGGAUAAAAAAGUGGACUGAUACCUCUUGCUAGCUGAAAGCUAAUGCUUGACACUGAUGAUAUACAGAUUCUAUAAGUAAUGCAUCAAGUCAAAUGACAAAAUUUUCAAUUGGAAAAAAAAAAUCCUAGUCCAGUUUUGGAUGAAAAAAUAUGUUAAAAAAGAUGUAUUUAUAUAAGAGAGGAUCUGCAUGGAGGAUGAAAGGUUUUAGUGGGACAACAAUCCAAGUCAAAUUGUUUUUUGAUGAAAUGGAUACAUUGUUUUUACCAUGCUAGUACAAAUGGAAUGUAUGAAUGCUUAUAAACUAUAUUUUAUGGGUGCUGAAUUGUCACUGGUCAUAUGAAAUCCAUUACUUUAUGAAUUAAUUAAUGCUUUUGUUGUUACUAUUUCAUUAGAUCUAAACAUACAUUCUAAACAAAAAACAUUUAAAUUACAGGAUGUUUUUAGUUAAUUUUUAUUAAUGACUUUUUUGCAUGUAAAAUUUCAUUGAAAUGCUUUACUGGGUAUGUCAUGUUAGAGUUAUUCCCCUUUUUAUACUUUUAUAUGUUCUUAUCAGUGCAUAUUUCAAAAAUCUUGUCAUACUAGGUUUUUUUUCAGUAGAAGAUUACAGAUAAUUUAUUCGGUUUCAUAUUAAGUGAAUCAUAUUUUUAUUAAGAAUUAAAUGUCUUUGGAAUUUAUUAUUUUUUUUCUUCAUUUUUUCAUUUUCUAAAUUUGGCUUUUCAAUUUUAUGAAUCUACAAGUUUAAAUUAUCAACACAUCUAGGUUUCUGUGAUUAACUGGAUAUAAAUAUGUAUAUUUAUAAAAACCAGUUUAUGACUAUCAACAGUAUUAUUUUGACUUAUAAGUUAUACAAUGUAACAAGGUACUUUACUUCAUUUGUGCUGAGACUAUUAUACUAACAUUAGUAACUAAUGUUAGUAUAAUAGUCCCAGAUUUGUGUAAAUUUACGUAUUCAUAGGAAAAUGUAUUGCUAGUUUCCAAUCUAUUGUUUUUAUUCAUAAUGGUAAGUUCAAAAAAUUUGAAGAAAAAAAAUUUGUAAGUUGUAAUUUUUUUAAUUUGUCAAAAAGUAUUGAAACAGACAGCAUUAUAAGGCAGAUCAUAUUUGUACAAAAGGAGUGUGCUGUCUAAUUUACACCACUGGAUAGUCAGAAGCAUAUGCAAAAAUAAUAGACAUAAAAUAAUUAAAUUCCAAGUUGAGUAACUUAGAAACAUUUUCAGCAAAAAAUCUGUUUAUUGAUAGUAUAAACUUAUCUAUUGGAAAGACAGGUAUUUUUUUUUAUGAAAUUCAAACAAAUGAGGAAACUAAAAACAUUAUUUACACAAUAGAUGUAUGUUAAAAGUUUCUUGUUACUUUUUGCUGUCCAUAUUUUGAUUGUUUCUAUUAGCAUUAUUGUUCAAACACUGUCCAUAUAUAUGAACAUUUAUUAUUUAACUGAAUCUACAUGAUUCAAAUAAAGCUUUUACCAAAUGUU